This is a messenger RNA of Staurois parvus, 327 nucleotides long. NCBI's taxonomy places the organism in Eukaryota, Metazoa, Chordata, Amphibia, Anura, Ranidae. The record is from the annotation of a GenBank genome assembly.
GGCACUGACUGGCAUCACUGCUGGGCACUGACUGGCGGCACUGACUGGCACAACCCCUGGGCACUGACUGGUGGCACUGACUGGCAGCACUGCUGGGCUGCACUGGUGGGCGGCACUGGUGGGCAGCACUGGUGGGUGGGCACAGGUGGGUGGCACUGGUGGGCACAGGUGGGUGGGCACAUGUGGGUGGCACUGCUGGGCACAGGUAGGUGGCACUUCUGGGCACAGGUAGGUGGCACUGCAGAGUGGCACAGGUGGGUGCACUGCUGGGCACAGGUGGCUGCACUGCUGGGCACAGGUGGGCGGAACUUGCGGGCGGCACUGCUG